This is a messenger RNA of Nelumbo nucifera (sacred lotus), 7448 nucleotides long. RefSeq names its product DNA polymerase epsilon catalytic subunit A-like. Gene Ontology annotation, biological process: mitotic cell cycle; nucleotide-excision repair, DNA gap filling; DNA replication proofreading. NCBI's taxonomy places the organism in Eukaryota, Viridiplantae, Streptophyta, Magnoliopsida, Proteales, Nelumbonaceae. The record is from RefSeq and is a predicted model, not a curated record. Gene Ontology annotation, molecular function: DNA-directed DNA polymerase activity; DNA binding; nucleotide binding. Gene Ontology annotation, cellular component: nucleus; epsilon DNA polymerase complex.
GCAACUAUGUCAAGACCGAGGGGUUCGCGAACUUCUCCGGCAACUAUUACUCGAGAAUCCUAUCCAACGUUAGCUAGCAUCUAGGGUUUUAAGUCUGUUGAUUGAAUCAGAGGUACAGACUUAUUUUUUUUCUACGUCCAUUUCCGAGUGAUUAGAAGCUGCACUAGGAAGCAACCAUGAACAAUGAAGGUAGGCGGAGAGAUCGCAGGGAUUCGAGAAGUACCAAGAAGCAAAAGCUCAUUCGCAGUGCCGAAGAAGAAUUUGAAUCAAAACUUGGCUUUGAUCUGUUCACCGAAGGCGAAAAGAGGCUUGGAUGGUUGCUGACUUUUGCAUCUUCAUCGUGGGAGGAUGAAGAUACUAACAAGACGUAUAGUUGUGUGGAUCUUUACUUUGUUUCUCAGGAUGGAUCUACUUUUAAGUCGAAAUACAAAUUUCCUCCUUACUUCUACGCAGCCACAAAGGAUAAAAUGGAAUUGGAUGUUGAGGCAUAUCUUAAACGACGAUAUGAAGGGCAAAUUUCUGAUAUAGAAAUAGUAGAAAAAGAGGACCUUGAUCUGAAAAACCAUUUGUCAGGCUUAAGAAAGUCUUAUUUGAAGAUAUCCUUUGAUACAGUUCAACAAUUGAUGCGUGUGAAAAAUGAUCUACUGCAUGUUGUCGAAAGAAACCAGGCAAAGCUUGAAGCUGCAGAAGCAUAUGAAUCUAUAUUAAGCGGGAAGGGCAAGCAAAGACCUCAAGAUUUUAUUGAUUGUAUUAUUGAUCUUCGCGAGUAUGACGUUCCAUAUCAUGUUCGUUUUGCCAUUGACAAUGAUGUAAGAUGUGGGCAGUGGUAUGAUGUUAGCAUAUCAAGUACUGGAGUUACCCUAGAGAAGAGGGCUGAUCUUCUACAACGUGCUGAAGUUCAUGUAUGUGCAUUUGAUAUUGAGACAACAAAACUUCCACUGAAAUUUCCUGAUGCGGAAUAUGAUCUGAUAAUGAUGAUUUCGUACAUGGUUGAUGGACAAGGCUAUCUCAUAAUUAACAGAGAGUGUGUGGGGGAGGAUAUAGAAGAUUUGGAGUAUACCCCAAAACCAGAAUUUGAAGGAUGUUUCAAGGUGAAAAAUGUUAAGAAUGAGGAAGAACUCCUUAGACAAUGGUUUGCCCAUAUGCAAGAAGUGAAGCCUGGUAUUUAUGUGACCUACAAUGGUGAUUUUUUUGAUUGGCCAUUCUUGGAAAGUAGAGCAGUUCAUCAUGGAAUCAUAAUGAGUAAUGAGUUGGGAUUUCAAUGUGAUAAGAAUCAAGGGGAAUGCCGUGCUAAAUUUUCUUGUCAUUUGGAUUGCUUUGCUUGGGUCAAACGUGAUAGUUAUCUACCUCAAGGGAGCCAUGGUCUAAAGGCUGUUACAAAGGCUAAGCUGGGUUAUGAUCCCCUGGAGGUGAAUCCUGAAGAUAUGGUUCGGCUUGCCAUGGAACAUCCCCAGAUGAUGGCUUCAUAUUCUGUAUCAGAUGCCGUUGCAACUUACUACUUGUACAUGACCUAUGUUCAUCCAUUCAUUUUUUCUCUUGCAACUAUAAUACCUAUGCCACCUGAUGAGGUCUUGCGUAAAGGGAGUGGUACCCUUUGUGAAAUGCUUCUUAUGGUUCAGGCAUACAAGGCACAUGUUAUCUGCCCAAACAAGCACCAAACUGACCCAGAGAAGUUCUACAAUAAUCACCUUCUAGAGAGUGAGACAUAUAUAGGUGGCCAUGUGGAAUGCCUUGAAAGUGGGGUUUUCAGAUCUGAUCUUCCCACUAGGUUUCAGAUGGAUCCAUCUUCCUAUGAGCAAUUAAUCAGAAACCUUGAUCGUGAUCUGCAAUAUGCAAUAAGAGUAGAGGGUAAGAUGGAGAUGGAAUCGGUUUCCAAUUAUGAUGAAGUGAAGGAUGCUAUCAUGGAAAAGCUUGUUAAGUUGCGAGAUGAACCUAUACGUGAGGAAUGCCCUCUUAUAUAUCAUCUUGAUGUUGCUGCAAUGUAUCCAAAUAUAAUUUUAACAAACAGGCUUCAGCCACCAUCAAUAGUUACAGAUGAGGUAUGCACAGCAUGUGAUUUCAAUCGUCCAGGGAAAACUUGUCUCCGAAAGCUUGAAUGGGUUUGGCGUGGAGAAACAUUCAUGGCAAAGAAAAGUGACUAUUUUCAUUUGAAGAGGCAACUGGAGUCUGAACUAGUUGAUGGCAUAGAUGGUCAGUUGUCAAAAUCUUUUCUUGACCUGCCCAAGGCUGAGCAACAGUCAAAACUGAAAGAGCGCCUAAAGAAGUAUUGCCAAAAGGCCUAUAAAAGGGUCCUUGACAAGCCAGUUACUGAACUUCGGGAGGCAGGAAUAUGCAUGAGAGAAAAUCCCUUCUAUGUUGACACUGUUCGCAGUUUCAGAGAUAGAAGGUAUGAGUAUAAAGGACUAAAUAAGGUUUGGAAGGGAAAACUAGCAGAGGCAAAAGCCAGUGGAAAUUCUAUUAGCAUCCAGGAAGCACAAGAUAUGGUAGUUCUAUAUGAUUCUCUACAGCUAGCUCAUAAAUGUAUUCUUAAUUCGUUCUAUGGAUACGUCAUGCGCAAGGGUGCAAGAUGGUACUCAAUGGAAAUGGCUGGAGUAGUCACUUAUACUGGGGCAAAAAUAAUUCAGAAUGCUCGUCUACUGGUUGAAAAAAUUGGGAGACCUCUAGAAUUGGACACAGAUGGCAUCUGGUGUGCACUUCCUGGAUCUUUUCCAGAGAAUUUCACCUUCAAAACAAAAGACUCGAAGAAGAAGCUGACAAUAUCAUACCCUUGUGUUAUGCUUAAUGUUGAUGUGGCUAGAAACAAUACAAAUGAUCAAUAUCAGACACUCAAAGAUCCUGUGAAUAAGACAUAUACAACUCACAGCGAAUGCUCCAUUGAAUUUGAGGUGGAUGGACCAUAUAAGGCAAUGAUUCUCCCAGCUUCAAAGGAAGAAGGGAUUUUAAUUAAGAAGCGAUAUGCUGUCUUUAAUGAUGAUGGAACCCUGGCUGAACUUAAAGGAUUUGAAAUCAAGAGAAGGGGUGAGCUUAAACUUAUCAAGGUUUUCCAGGCUGAAGUUUUUGACAAGUUCCUCCAUGGGACAACCUUAGAGGAGUGCUAUUCAGCUGUUGCAUCUGUUGCCAACAGCUGGCUUGAUCUUCUCGAUAGUCAAGGUACUGAUAUCGCUGAUAGUGAGUUGCUUGAUUACAUAUCGGAAUCAAGUACCAUGAGCAAGUCCUUGGCAGACUAUGGAGAACAAAAGUCAUGUGCUGUGACGACUGCAAAACGACUUGCUGAUUUUCUUGGUGAUACAAUGGUUAAAGAUAAAGGGCUACGCUGCCAGUAUAUUGUAGCUCGUGAGCCACAGGGCACACCAGUAAGUGAGCGUGCCAUUCCUGUUGCUAUAUUUGAGACUAAUGCUGAAAUUAUGAAGUUCUAUGUGCGCAAAUGGUGCAAGGUUUCAUCAGAUGUGGGAAUUCGAUCAAUUAUUGAUUGGUCCUAUUACAAGCAACGACUCAGUUCAGCAAUUCAAAAAAUUAUAACCAUACCUGCAGCAAUGCAGAAGGUUGCUAAUCCUGUCCCUAGAGUAGUUCAUCCUGAUUGGCUGCAUAAGAAGGUCCGUGAGAAGGAGGACAAGUUUCGACAAAGAAAAAUAGUUGAUGUCUUCAGCUCGUUGAACAAGGAUAAUACCAAGCAAACAAAUUUCUCUGGCAUUAACUCCAAUCAUGUAUUGGGUGAGAUGAACAUGGAGGAUUUGGAAGACUUCCAAAACAAGGGCAGUGCUUCUGUAGUCGGACCUCGACCUGUAGUUCGUAGCUAUGAAACCAACAGGAAACAACAUUUAGUGAAAUCAUCUAGUUCAAUGAUUUCUUUGGCACAACAAACUGAUGCUACUUGUAGACUGAACCAACCUUUCAUGCCAUUGCAUCCAAAUACUAUAUCGGAUACAAAUGUUGACAGAAAUGCUGAUUACCAGGGAUGGCUUGAAAUAAAGAAGAGAAAAUGGAAAUAUGCUCGAGAAGAAAGGAAGAGGCGCAGGUUGGGCAAUCUGAGGGGACUAGAUAAAUCUGAUGAAGUUUCUAAGUUGUCUAGUGCUGUGGCAAGGCAGAAACAAGGCUCUGGUAGAAAUGGUGUCAGUUCAUUUUUCCGACGACAUGAAGUGUCCCUUGUGCGUUCAUACUGGCAGAUAAUACAGCUCAUCCCAAGUUCACACCCAGGGCAAUUUUAUGCUUGGAUUGUUGUGGAAGGAAUCAUGAUUAAAGUUCCCAUAAAUGUACCCAGAGUAUUUUACCUCAAUUCCAAAGCACCAGUUACAGAAGAAUUUCCUGGAAGGCGUGUUAAUAAGACUCUUCCUCAUGGACGUCCUAGUUUCAAUCUUAUUGAGGUGAUUACUGAUGAAGAUGAAUUCAGGGAAGGAAGCAAAAGACUUGCAGCUCACCUUGCUGAUCCAGAAGUUGAGGGGAUAUAUGAGACGAAGGUGCCACUUGAAUUUAGCGCCAUCCUUCAGAUUGGUUGUGUCUGUAAGGUGGACAGAAAAUCUAUGAGUCGAGAUGCACAGAGUAGCUGGGGUCUAAGUGAACUCCAAAUGAAGACCACAACAGAAUGCCUGUAUCUUGAGCAAUCUCUGUCCUUCUUUUACUUAUACCAUAGUAUCUCUGAGGGACGAGCUAUAUAUGUUGCAUAUUUUCCUGCAUCUGGCACAACACUUGUUGUGGUGGUUAAUCCUUUCCAGAACAAAGAGUUGACCCCAUCUAUUCUUGAAAAGCAAUUCCGUGAAGCUUGCCAAUCUUUGUCUAUUGAGCUCCCUUUGCGUGGAAAUGGCAUUGUUUUCAAGGUGGAAUAUGUUGGAUACGUCAAAGAUGCAGAAAAGCUUUUGCAAAGAGCAAUAAAUGAGUACAGACAACAACACCAUGGACCUGCAAUUGCUGUCAUUGAAUGUCCAAACAUUAUUGCAAUGAAGUCAGGCAUACGCGUUCUGGAUGAUUUUCCUUGUGUAAAUAUCCCCUGCAAUGUUCGUGAUAGCCACUAUCAGGCUCUUGGUUGGCAGAUUGUGGCUGCGAAAAUCGGAAUGCAACGAUGCGCUGCUUCUUCACAAUGGUUGAAUGAGCGAAUAUCUCUUUCGAGAUAUGCACAUGUUCCGAUGGGGAAUUUCGAACUUGAUUGGCUGCUUUAUACAGCAGAUAUCUUCUUUUCAAGAGCUUUGCAUGAUCAGCAACAGGUGCUAUGGAUAUCCAAUGAUGGUAUUCCAGACCUAGGUGGCAUCGUUGAAGAAGAGAUUUGCUUUGCUGAUGAAGUCCAUCAACUUGUUCUUAUUUAUCCUGGGGCAUAUAGAAAAGUGACUGUGGAGCUUAAGAUUCACCACCUGGCUGUAGAUGCUCUUCUGAAGAGCAACCAGGUGAAUGAAAUGGAAGGUGGUGCCUUGUUUGGAUUUGACCAGGAAAUAAAUUCUGGAGAACAGAUUGGUUUUGAUGAAACUAGCUUGUGUGCACCUGCAUUCCGUGUCCUGAAACAGUUGAUUCAGAGGUGUCUUGCAGAUGCAGUUACCUCUGGAAAUGUAUUUGCUGAUGCAAUCUUGCAACACCUCUAUCGGUGGCUUUGCAGCCCACAGUCAAAACUUCAUGACCCAGCUCUUCAUCGUGUACUGCACAAGGUCAUGCAAAAGGUAUUUGCAUUGUUGCUGGCUGAGUUUCGGAAAUUGGGGGCUACAAUUGUCUUUGCGGACUUCUCAAAGAUUAUUAUAGACACAGGAAAGACAGACUUGUCUGCAGCCAGAGCUUACUGUGACUGUAUAUUGAAAACUCUACAAACCAGAGAUCUUUUUGAGUGGAUUGAAUUUGAACCACUGCACUUCUGGCACUCACUGCUAUUUAUGGAUCAGUAUAACUACGGUGGCAUUCAGGCCAGAUCCCCUGCUGGAGGUUCUGUUAAUAUUUCGCAUCCUUCUUAUGAUGCCAUAGAAUCAGAAUCUCAAGUAGAAAUUGUAUCAAGCUGGAAUAUAGCUGAAUAUUUACCAAAGGAGACUCAGGAUCAUUUUGUUUUGAUUGUUUCUGAAUUUAUGUACAAGCCAUGGAAAUAUGCACAAAAACAAGCUGAAAUUAGUGCUGCUUCGAUGGGUGGUGACUUGUGCACUCCAUCAAUCACCAUUGCAGCAGCUGAGAACUUUGAAUCACAAGUGACAGGAUUUCUUAAAGAGCAGAUCAGCUCUUACUUUACGGACAAGCUUCUUAGGAUUGUUCGUGAUACUGUUUUCCACUUCAGGGGGGUGAACAAAUCUGAGAAUGAUGAUGCAUCUCAUGGAGUACCUCAGGUGGUUGGUUCUGAUAUACAUAAGGGGGAUGCUGCAUUGGAGUUCAUUAAGCAUGUCUGUGCUGCUCUUGCUCUUGAUCAUAAUGUUCAGCAUGAUAUUCUGGUCAUGAGGAAGAAUUUGUUAAAAUAUGUACGUGUUAGGGAGUUUGCUCCAGAAGCUGAGUUUCAUGAUCCCUGUGUAUCGUUCACCUUGCCAAAUGUUAUUUGCAGCUACUGCAAUGAUUGCAGAGAUCUAGAUUUGUGUCGGGAUUCAGCUUUGCUAGCCCAGGAGUGGCGAUGUUCCAUGCCACAGUGUGGGCAGCCCUAUGAUCGUGAACAAAUGGAGAAUGCUCUUCUCCAAAUUGUCCGGCAAAGAGAACGUCUCUAUCAUCUUCAGGACCUUGUUUGCCUCAAGUGCAACCAAAUUAAAGCUGCACAUCUAGCUGAGCAGUGUGCCUGUGCUGGUUCAUUCAGGUGCAAGGAAGAUGUGUCCGAAUUCUUUAGUAAAAUGCAAGUUUUCCUGAAAAUAGCUGUCAAUCAAACAUUCAAACUUCUUGAAGAAUGUAGUCUGUGGACCCUAGAAGUUCGAUAAAAGUAGCAUCUGCUUCUCUGAUCCCAAACUCAAUCUGCAUUGAUUCAUAGAGAGCUGCCUUCCCUUGGUUGACCUCAGGGAUUCCUUUUCCUGAAUGCACUUGUAGUCUGCUGCAAAUUAAUGUAUUAUAUAACCAGGUUAGGCAUGGAUAGGAGGGCAGCUUAUGCCUAAAGCUGAGGCAAUGUGACAGGCUUCUUUUUCAGAGGAGAUUGAGCUACAGAACUAUAUUCACUGCUCGCAUACAAAAGCAACUUCUGUGGAAUUGUUCAUAAUCAGUUUUGUGGGUCUAUUGUGCAGUCACUGUUGGUAUUUUCAAUUAUGAAAGCUCAAGAGCUGCCCAGGUGAUUCUAAAACAGAAGUGAUGUACCCCCUAAUUGGUGCCUCAUCUUCAUUUGCAGAGUUCAAUAUAUUCUCAAAAGCUUUAGUAAUUUUGUGUAAGUUUGAUUUUGUAUAAUAGCUUAUUAUAUUUUUGGUUGAAAGUUGGUUUAUUAUUGAGGCAUGUAUUUCGUAGCCCUUGUAUUAUUACCAGGUACUACGGUCAAUGUUGUAAAUCUAUCUAUGCUUAUCAUUAAUCCAACCGUUGAGUUUAUAAGC